This is a messenger RNA of Polypterus senegalus (gray bichir), 684 nucleotides long. Its product is annotated as potassium voltage-gated channel subfamily E member 1-like. Gene Ontology annotation, biological process: membrane repolarization during action potential; regulation of heart rate by cardiac conduction; ventricular cardiac muscle cell action potential. Lineage: Eukaryota; Metazoa; Chordata; Cladistia; Polypteriformes; Polypteridae. The record is from RefSeq and is a predicted model, not a curated record. Bases 212 to 538 code for a protein of 108 amino acids. The transcript has 2 exons. Gene Ontology annotation, molecular function: voltage-gated potassium channel activity involved in ventricular cardiac muscle cell action potential repolarization; transmembrane transporter binding; delayed rectifier potassium channel activity. Gene Ontology annotation, cellular component: membrane.
GGGGGCUGUGAGAGUCAAAACAGGCAGCCAGAGGAAGUCUAAGGAGAGAGAGGCAGCCAGCAACGCAAAAGCUCACAGCCAAAAGAAGCAAACAUCUUCCAAUAAUCUAAGUUGUCGUCGGCUUUAAUCCAAGCCCUGAAGAUAGUUUUCGGUCCAUUUAACUCCACAGUCAAGAAGAAGGAACACAAAUCAAGAGAAGAACUCUUGGAACAUGCCGGAAGACAACAGCACCGGGCUGGAGUCAGUCUUAGCCUCGCUGUUCCAAAAGUAUGUCAGCAACAUGACGGCGGAUGUGAGCAGCCAACCCCGGCGUGAAGACGACACUAUGGGCGCUCUGUACAUCCUCCUGAUGAUGGGCUUCUUCAGUUUUUUCACGUUCGCCAUCAUGUUCAGCUACAUCCGUUCCAAGAAGCUGGAGCAUUCGAGAGACCCUUACAACAUGUACAUCGCCACCGACUGGCACGAGGGCAAAGGGCCCUGCUACAUCAUUCAGAACAGCAUGGUGGCAGAGAGGCAAGACCAGGUCAUCCCAGGCUGAGAAACUAAAACCGAGAGAGUGAAAAGGAGGCAAAAUCCAACCGUAGACGCUCACCCCUCCUCUUUGUCAGUGGUCUUCUCUUUCAUGAACCUCCAAGGUGUUUUUAAUGUGAAUGUUAUUUUUUAAAUAAUAAAUAAUAAACAUAA